Messenger RNA from Eurypyga helias (sunbittern), 4809 nucleotides. RefSeq names its product myosin-3-like. Gene Ontology annotation, molecular function: protein binding; ATP binding; cytoskeletal motor activity. Gene Ontology annotation, cellular component: myosin complex. NCBI's taxonomy places the organism in Eukaryota, Metazoa, Chordata, Aves, Eurypygiformes, Eurypygidae. The record is from RefSeq and is a predicted model, not a curated record.
AACGCCGUGGACAUCCUGGGGUUCAGCCCCGAUGAGAAGACGGGGAUGUACAAGCUGACGGGGGCCGUCAUGCAUUACGGGAACAUGAGGUUCAAGCAGAAGCAGCGGGAGGAGCAGGCAGAGCCGGACAGCACAGAAGUGGCUGACAAAGCAGGCUACCUGAUGGGUUUGAAUUCUGCUGAUUUGCUCAAGGCUUUAUGCUAUCCCAGAGUGAAAGUUGGGAAUGAAUAUGUAACUAAAGGACAAAAUGUCCAACAGGUAUACAAUUCAGUGGGUGCAUUGGCUAAAUCAGUCUAUGAGAAGAUGUUCCUGUGGAUGGUUAUUCGAAUCAACCAACAGCUGGAUACAAAGCAACCCAGACAGUACUUCAUUGGUGUCCUGGACAUUGCUGGCUUUGAAAUUUUUGAUUUCAACAGCCUGGAGCAGCUGUGCAUCAACUUCACCAAUGAGAAACGGCAACAGUUCUUCAACCACCACAUGUUCGUGCUGGAGCAGGAGGAGUACAAAAAGGAAGGAAUUGAAUGGGAGUUUAUUGACUUUGGGAUGGACCUGGCUGCCUGCAUUGAGCUCAUUGAGAAGCCCAUGGGCAUCUUUUCCAUCCUGGAAGAGGAGUGCAUGUUCCCCAAGGCAACUGACACCUCUUUCAAGAACAAGCUCUAUGACCAGCAUCUGGGCAAGUCAAACAACUUCCAGAAGCCAAAGCCUGUCAAAGGCAAGGCUGAAGCCCACUUCUCCCUGGUACACUAUGCUGGCACGGUGGACUACAACAUCUCUGGCUGGCUUGACAAGAACAAGGAUCCCUUGAAUGAAACUGUUGUGGGACUGUACCAAAAAUCAUCCUUGAGGUUGCUGUCCUUCCUUUUCUCUAACUAUGCUGGUGCAGAAACAAGUGACAGUGGUGGUGGCAAGAAAGGUGCUAAGAAGAAGGGGGGCUCUUUCCAGACAGUGUCUGCUGUGUUCAGGGAAAAUCUAAACAAGUUGAUGACUAACCUGAGAAGUACCCAUCCUCACUUUGUGCGUUGCCUGAUCCCUAAUGAGACCAAGACACCUGGUGAAAUGGACCAUUACUUGGUGAUGCAUCAGCUGCGGUGCAAUGGGGUUCUAGAAGGCAUCCGAAUUUGCAGGAAGGGGUUUCCAAGCAGAAUCCUUUAUGCGGACUUUAAGCAACGGUACAAGAUUCUUAAUGCCUCAGCCAUUCCGGAAGGCCAAUUCAUUGAUAGCAAAAAGGCUUCAGAAAAGCUUCUUUCAUCCAUCGAUGUUGACCACAACCAAUACAGAUUUGGCCACACAAAGGUGUUCUUCAAGGCAGGUCUCCUGGGACUCCUAGAAGAGAUGAGAGAUGAGAAGCUUGUGAGCCUCAUCACUCAUACACAAGCUAUGUGCAGAGGGUACCUCAUGAGAACUGAAUUUAAAAAGAUGAAUGAAAGGAGAGAAUCCAUUUAUAUCAUCCAAUACAACGUUCGUGCAUUCAUGAAUGUCAAGCACUGGCCCUGGAUGAAGCUGUACUUCAAGAUGAAGCCCCUGCUGAAGAGUGCAGAAUCUGAGAAGGAGAUAGCCAACAUGAAGGAGGAGUUUGAGAAAACAAAGGAAGAACUUACAAAGUCUGAAGUAAAGAGGAAAGACCUAGAGGAGAAAAUGGUGAUCCUGUUGCAAGAGAAAAAUUACUUGCAGCUGCAGGUUCAAUCUGAAAGUGAAAAUCUAGCUGAUGCUGAAGAGAGAUGUGAAAGACUCAUCAAAAGCAAAAUCCAGCUGGAAGCUAAAAUUAAAGAACUAAGUGAAAGAAUGGAGGACGAAGAGGAGACGAAUGCUGAACUGACAGCGAAAAAGAGGAAACUAGAAGAUGAGUGCUCUGAGCUGAAGAAAGAUAUUGAUGAUCUUGAACUGACUCUGGCCAAAGUGGAAAAGGAGAAGCAUGCAACAGAGAACAAGGUUAAGAAUCUUACAGAAGAGGUGGCAGCUCUGGAUGAAAAUAUUUCUAAACUCACUAAGGAGAAAAAGGCCCUCCAGGAAGCUCAUCAGCAGACACUGGAGGAUUUGCAAGUUGAGGAAGACAAAGUCAGCACGCUCACCAAAACCAAGACCAAACUGGAGCAGCAAGUAGAUGAUCUUGAGGGAUCUCUGGAACAGGAGAAAAAACUGCGAAUGGAGCUUGAGAGAGCAAAGAGAAAACUGGAGGGGGAUCUGAAAAUGUCUCAGGAUUCCAUCAUGGAUCUGAAGAAUGAUAAGGAACAGAUGGCUGACAAGCUAAAAAAAAAGGAUUUUGAAAUUAGCCAGUUGCAAAGUAAAAUUGAAGAUGAGCAGGCUCAAAGUUCUCAACUGCAAAAAAAAAUUAAAGAGCUUCAGGCUCGAACAGAGGAACUGGAGGAAGAAAUUGAGGCUGAACGUACAAUCCAUGCAAAAACCGAAAAGCAAAGAGUUGACCUCUUGAGGGAGCUAGAGGAGAUCAGCGAGCGCCUGGAAGAAGCAGGAGGGGCUACCGCAGCUCAGAUCGAUAUGAACAAGAAGCGUGAGGCAGAAUUUCAGAAGAUGCGUCGCGCCCUCGAAGAGGCCACGCUGCAGCACGAAGCCACGCACGAAGCCUCGGCUGCCGCCCUGCGGAAGAAGCAUGCGGACAGCACAGCUGAGCUGGGGGAGCAGAUCGACAACCUGCAACGGGUGAAGCAGAAGCUGGAGAAGGAGAAGAGUGAGCUGAAGAUGGAGAUUGAUGACUUGGCCAGUAACAUGGAGUCUGUCUCCAAAGCGAAGAGUAAUCUGGAAAAGAUGUGCCGAGUCCUUGAAGACCAGUUCAGUGAAGUCAGAACAAAAGAUGAUGAACAUAUGCGACUAAUUAAUGAUCUAAGCACACAGAAAACACGUCUACAGACUGAGAAUGGUGAACUUACUCAGCAACUGGAAGAGAAGGAGUCCUUGAUUACUCAGUUGACUCAAGGAAAACAUGCUUUCACUCAGCAGACUGAAGAGCUGAAGAGGCAACUAGAAGAAGAAAACAAGGCCAAGAAGGCCCUGGCCCACGCCUUGCAAUCUGCUCGCCACGACUGUGACUUGCUGCGGGAACAAUAUGAGGAGGAGCAGGAAGCCAAGGGGGAGCUGCAGCGUGCCCUGUCCAAGGCCAACAGUGAAGUGGCCCAGUGGAGAACCAAAUACGAGACGGACGCUAUUCAGCGCACAGAGGAGCUGGAGGAGGCCAAAAAGAAGCUUGCCCAACGCCUGCAGGACUCAGAGGAGCAAAUUGAGGCUGUCAACUCAAAGUGUGCUUCACUGGAGAAGACAAAACAGAGGCUGCAGGGGGAAGUGGAUGACCUCAUGAUUGACAUGGAGAGGUCAAAUGCAGCGUGUGCAGCAUUUGAUAAAAAACAGAAGAAUUUUGAUAAGGUCCUGGCUGAAUGGAAGCAGAAGUACCAGGAGAGUCAGGCUAAGCUGGAAGCCACCCAGAAGGAGUCUUGGUCUCUUAGCACUGAGGUGUUCCGCAUGAAGAAUGCCUAUGAAGAAAUGUUUGACCAGGCUGAGACUGUCAGGCGGGAGAAUAAGAACCUCCAGCAGGAAAUCUGUGAUCUUACUGAACAGAUUGCUGAAUCUGGAAAAGCUAAUCAUGGACUGGAGAAAGCAAAGAAGCAAAUUGAGCAAGAAAAGUGUGACCUUCAAGCAGCAUUAGAAGAAGCAGAGGGCUCUUUAGAACAUGAAGAAGGAAAGAUCUUAUGUGUUCAGCUGGAGCUGAACCAGAUAAAGUCAGAUGUUGAUAAACGAAGUGCAGAGAAAGAUGAGGAAAUUCAACAGCUGAAGAAGAAUCACCAGAGGGUCUUAGAGUCUAUGCAGACCACGCUGGAUGCUGAGACUAGAAGCAGAAAUGAUGCUUUGAGGCUGAAAAAGAAGAUGGAGGGAGAUCUGAAUGACAUGGAAAUACAGCUGAGCCAUGCCAACAGUCAGGUAGCAGAGACACAGAAGCACCUCAAAGCUGUGCAAGGGCAACUCAAGGAUUCCCAGCUCCAUUUGGAUGAUGCUUUGAGAGAGAAUGAUGACCUGAAGGAGCAGCUUGCUGUGGUAGAGCGUAGGAACAAUCUGAUAACAACAGAAAUGGAGGAGAUGAGAGCUGCUAUGGAGCAGACAGAGAGAGCCCGAAAAGUUUCUGAGCAGGAGCUGAUAGAUGCCAGUGAGCGAGUGCAGCUUCUCCACUCACAGAACACAAGCCUCCUCAACACCAAGAGGAGACUGGAAGUGGACAUUACUCGUUUACAGAACGAAGUAGAAGACAGCAUUCAGGAAGCUAGAAAUGCAGAGGAGAAAGCAAAGAAAGCAAUUACAGAUGCAGCCAUGAUGGCAGAAGAGCUGAAGAAGGAGCAGGACACCAGCGCCCACCUGGAGAGGAUGAAGAAGAACCUGGACCAGACGGUGAAGGACCUACAGCACCGUCUGGAUGAGGCCGAGCAGUUGGCACUGAAGGGUGGAAAGAAGCAACUCCAGAAACUAGAGGCGAGGAUUAAUGAGCUAGAAAAUAAGCUUGAUGCUGAGCAGAAACGAGGAAUAGAGUCACUGAAAGGUGCUCACAAGUAUGAACGAAGGCUGAAGGAGCUCACUUACCAGUCUGAAGAGGAUAAGAAAAAUAUUUUCCGACUUCAAGACCUGGUGGACAAGCUGCAGUUAAAAGUGAAAGCAUACAAAAAACAGGCUGAGGAAUCUGAAGAACAGGCAAACAUUAACCUCUCACGAUGCCGCAAGACACAGCACAAGCUGGAAGAGGCUGAAGAACGAGCUGAUAUUGCUGAAUGUCAGUUUAACAAGUUGCGAGCCAAAAGUCUUGAUAUUGGAGGACAG